CCGCAACAGCAGCUGCUUAUAAUUAGUUGGGUGUGUUAAAUAGCUCAGUACUUUUUAAGCAAGUACUUAUCAGAAUCUCGUUAAUAGGAAAAUAUAAGAUUCCGAUAGGAAUUUAUUGUUAAACUAAAAUGGGGCUAAAAGGUUGUGAAAUUCAAUUGGAUAAUCCGUGGAAUACAUAUUACGCCGGUCAAACGAUUAACGGACAGGUGAAAUUGACUUUUGAUUCCACGAAAAAAGUGCGAGGUAUGUUCUGAGACUGAGCUUCCAGCCGGCACACACACUUAUCCAUUCACAUGUGCAUUGCCGCCCACACUACCCUCCUCAUUCGAGGGUGAAUUCGGUCAUGUGCGUUAUACUAUCAAAGUAACCUUGGAUCGCCCGUGGAAAUUCGAUCAGGAUAUGAAAAUGGCAUUCACGGUUAUUUCACCGGUCGAUCUCAAUGUAAAUCCACGUGUAAAGGAACCCUAUAAGCUCGAAUUGGAAAAAAGCUUUUGCUGCUUUUGUUGUCGCUCAGGUCCAUUGUCAGUUGUUACUACCGUACCGGUGACUGGGUACGUUUCUGGCCAAACAAUACCAAUUACUUGUGAAUGCGACAAUGCUAGUAAUGUUGGCAUAACAUCGGUAAAGUUUAUUUUACGCAAACGUGUCACGUUCCAAGUUAAUCAGCCGCGUGCCGAUAAAAAACAAAGCAAAAUUACUAUUGCCGAAUUGGGUAUUGGCCCUGUUGCGGGUGGUGAGACGCGCACUUUUACACAGCAAUUGGAAAUACCAGCACUGCCACCAACAAAUUUGCUCAAUUGCGGUAUUAUUUCGUUGGAUUAUGAUUUGCAUAUUGAAUGUGAAGUAAGCGGUCCACAUCGUAAUUUAUCUGGUAAUAUACCCAUCAUUUUGGGUACAAUUCCAUUAGCAUCGUUCAAGCCACCAGCACCAUAUACGGAUGUGCCAGCACAAAUACCACCACAGCAGCAAGAUCAAGAUCCAUCACUGGCACCUACGCAACCGGUUAGUCCAGCAAGUCCCCCAAGUGAUGGUGCAGGUGGGGCGUUGGGUUGGAAUGUAGCAGAUAGUGCUGGUGGGCAACUAUAUCCGAAUAUACCUCCACCGCAAUUUGUGGAGACACAGUUUCGAGCGCCAAAAAUAACAGGCAACGAGGAUUCAGAACAUACAACAGUUGUGGGUGAUGCUAGCUUUGCGCCACGCUAUCCAACUUUCCAAUUUAAUAAUGCAACUGCUCCGCCACUUCAUUAAACCAAGGAAAAUUUAAGUCAAUUGGCGUCUAGAAAGACAGCGUCGGAAAGACAUCACAUGCAUAUACAUAAAUACAUAAAUACAUAUAUACAAAUGUUUUUGUUCGACAGCUACUAUGCUUUGUUGCAGUCUAAAUAUCGCACAAAUCUAAAAAAAUAAAAUAAAAAUAUUUUCACUGACUUGCUUAAA
Rhagoletis pomonella (apple maggot) is the source of this 1437-nucleotide messenger RNA. Its product is annotated as arrestin domain-containing protein 17-like. The record is from RefSeq and is a predicted model, not a curated record. Gene Ontology annotation, cellular component: cytoplasm. Gene Ontology annotation, biological process: protein transport. Lineage: Eukaryota; Metazoa; Arthropoda; Insecta; Diptera; Tephritidae.